Osmia lignaria (orchard mason bee) is the source of this 1546-nucleotide messenger RNA. RefSeq names its product caveolin-3. Gene Ontology annotation, molecular function: molecular adaptor activity. NCBI's taxonomy places the organism in Eukaryota, Metazoa, Arthropoda, Insecta, Hymenoptera, Megachilidae. The record is from RefSeq and is a predicted model, not a curated record. Gene Ontology annotation, cellular component: caveola. Gene Ontology annotation, biological process: caveola assembly.
UACAAGUAAAGUUUCUAACAAAGAGUUUUCAUAGAAUUUUUCGUAGAAUUUUAAUGGAAGUCCGAAGUAUAAUCAAUUCAUGAGAAGUAAAGUUCAUCGUUGUGUCAAUUUACGGAAACUUAAUGGGAGAAAGGAUUUGAUCGAUAAAUUCAAACGAUUUUCUGUAGCGGUAAGAGCUCGUUAAAAAUUUAUCUUUCGACAUUUAUGAACACUUUCUUGUCAUUACACAGACAACAUGUACGAUGUGUGUUAUAAUCCAGUCUAAAGCAAAUCAUUCUCCUCGUUUAAGUCUAUUUCGAAGCUAAAGAUAGCUUUAAAGUGGUUUUCUAAAAUAAUCGUUUCAAAGAAGUUGUCGCGGCAAUGCGAAUAAUAAAGUCGCGUGUACGUAGAGUCGCACUUGAAUCGAUACAAAGAUUAUUAUGUUCAGGUGGUACCCGUGCCUAAUAUAGCAGCUAGUUUUCUUUAACGCGUCAACCGAGUCGCUACAAAGGUGUCCAUUAUAAUUUCGCGAUAUUUUCACGCGAACGCAAUAGAAUAUUAAUUAACAACAGCGAAAGAUCAAGGGGGGUUGAAACGUAAGUUGGUAGGCCGCAACAAGUCGACCGUGUUCGAGGUCGUUCAUUUGAUCCUGGCAUUGGCACUAGUCUCUAGAGAGGCGUGUAUUAUUCAAACCACGAUAAUCAAUGAAAUCUUAUGGAUUAGGUUGACCCAAGUUUCCAUUUCCUCGAUGGCGACCGUAUUACACUUAAUCGGUGGCUACCCGCUCGAAUAGUAGUGCAUGGUUAAACUCGUGUCAAAGAAGAAUGUUUGCGCGUUUUGCGAACGCGCUCAGGCGGUCUUUGCCAAAAUGUGGCGGUUUCAAAAUUCCAGGAAUGGAGAAGCCCGACUCCUCCAUGGGGGACGAGAGCAACAUCGAACUCGAGGACAGAGAUCCUAACAGCCUGAACACCCACCUACAGGUGAUGUGGGACGAUGUGAUCGGAGAACCGGAAGGUAUACGGAGUCCAGAGUGCGCGUGGCGUCUCAGCGGCCACUGCUUCCGGUUGUCCAGAAGUUGCUGUUACGUGUUGCUUUCCGUUCUUGUCGCUCCUUUGCUCGCCCUUUGCUUCGGUUUCACGUUCGCCUGUCUCGCGUUUCAGCACAUAUGGUGUGUAGCACCCUGUCUCCGCGUCUGGAAGAUCACUUUUGCAGCGACGAGAAAUUUUUUCACCGCGGUGACCCAAGCCAUCAUACGACCUAUUAUGGAUUCAUUUGGCUAUCUGUUUCACAACAUUCGCGUGUCGAAUCAGAAGCUACCUGACGGUCCUGCGGAGAAGGACGACAUCCUCGUGGUGUAAAAUAAUUAACAAAGUGCCUUUCGACGAUCAGCAUUGAAAUACUUUCUCCUUUUGUCUUCGUUAGACGCAGGAAUCUCGUACUGAACGUUUCUGCAACUCUAACUAUUAAUAGUGACAGAUACUCGUUAAUCCUCGGUGAUCAUUGAAAGAAGCAUAUGACUAUAUCAAUUGUUAUAACGUUUUGUAAAUAAAAGUUGUAUCGGUGCAAA